Messenger RNA from Paramecium octaurelia, 2443 nucleotides. NCBI's taxonomy places the organism in Eukaryota, Ciliophora, Oligohymenophorea, Peniculida, Parameciidae. The record is from the annotation of a GenBank genome assembly.
AUGACGGAGAGUUUUUAAAAAGUCAAAGCCUAUGGAUAAUUGCCAUCAGAUAGGUUUGGCCACACAAUGACAUAUAUUGCUAAAGGAAAAGCAAUAUUAAUUGGUGGCAAGGAGUGCUAAAUAUAAGAUACUACUAAUAGUACUGGGAUAUAUAGAUUUGCAGAAGACAUAUUCUCAUUUGAGAUGCUGACAAAAUAAUGGAAUAGUGUUAAAGGUAAUGAGAUAUAAAUUUUUAGUAUAGGGAACUGUGCCCAAGCCAAGAGCAGCGCAUGCAGCAGUGUCUAUUAAGAUGAAUUAAAUAGUAAUUUAUGGAGGAGAGACAGGAGGUACAAGUGUUGAAAAAUAAUGUUAGGUGGUAGUUUGGCAUCAGAUGAUUUAUACUUGUUAGAUUUGAGAUCAGCAGAUGAUAUUGGAGAGUGGAGUGUAGUACCAGUAGUUGGAAUUACUCCAGGAAGAAGGUAUGGACAUACACUAACAUUUACUAAACAAUUUUUGAUAAUAUUUGGAGGAAGUACAGGAAUGGAACCAAUUAAUGAUUGCUGUAUGAAUGAACGAUUUAGACAUUAGGGUGUAUUAAUGUUGAAAGGAAAUCUUUUGCUUGGGUGAAAAUAGAAUGCUAAUCUGAAUAACCGAUGGCAAGAGUUUAUCAUUCAGCCAGUGUUUGUACUAAUGAUAUUGCAAAUGAAACUAUUAUAAUAUUUGGAGGCCGUUCAAAGGAUUAGCAACCAAUGAAUGAUGCAUGGAAAUUGAAAAGGCACGCAGAUGGAAGAUGGGAUUGGAUCAAAGUUAUAUAUAAGCUUGAUAUAGAGUAACCAAAAGGUAGAUAUUAACAUACAAGUUUGUUUUUCUAUACCAUGCUAUUUAUAAUUGGAGGCAAGACGGGGAAUUUAAAUGAAAUGCUUACGAUAAAUGUUUUUGACACUGAAACUUCAGAAUGGUCUAAAUUCAAAAGUAUUUAGAGAUUCAAACAUGCUUCUUGGUUAGUUGAUACGAAUAUAUUUAUUUAUGGUGGGUUCGGCUUAAGCUCCCCUGACAUCCCUAAUGGUGCCAUUUCUAAAAUCAAUUUGAACAACUUAUUAUUGCCAAGCAAACCUUUAAGCAAUAAGUUUGCCUAAUAUUAAGAUGCAUUACAAAGUAUUCUUACAUCUUAAACGAGUCCUCGCUAAAGAGAUUCUUUUAGAACACAAAAUUAUUAAAUUAUUACUCAGAAGCCUUAUAUUUAAAAACAAGCUGAACAACCUUUUUUUAAUUUCAGUAAUUAUGCUAUUGUGGCAGAAGAACACAAUUACUAAAAAGCUCAUAAUAAAAAACCGAUGCCUCCUUAAAUUGUUCAACUUAACAAUAUUGCUGAUCUAUUCCUUAAUAGACUGCUAUAACCAAAAACCAUUAUAAACCUUUCAGAAAAUAAUAAAUUUUAAUUUAAAGCAUAGGAUAUCAUUUUGCUCUGUGAUUAAGCUGAAGCAAUUAUAAAAGAACAACCUAUUCUCUUAAAGUGCAAUGCUCCUAUUAAAAUUUUUGGGGAUAUUUAUGGACAAUAUUCAGAUUUGAUGAAGUUCUUUGAUUUAUGGGGGUCUCCUUUUUUAGAUGGUAAGGAUGGUGAUAUUGAAGCUUUUGACUAUAUUUUUUUAGGAAAUUUUGUUGAUCGAGGCAGCCACUCACUGGAAACUAUUUGCUUGCUAUUGGCUUUGAAAGUUAGAUAUCCAGAUUCUAUUCAUUUAAUUAGAGGCAAUCAUGAAGAUGAAUAGGUUAAUAGUUAAUUUGGUUUUUUGGAAGAAUGUGCUCGAAGAUUAGAUGAAGAUCCAAAUUCUGAUGAUUCUGCAUUUGCAAGAGUUAAUAGAUUAUUUGAAUGGCUACCUUUAGCCGCAAUUAUUGAAGGUAGAGUAUUCUGUGUACAUGGUGGUAUUGGAAGUUAAUUACAGUUUGCAAAAGAAAUUGAAAAUAUAAAGAGGCCUAUUGAGGUCAUACAUGAAAUCACAAAUUCUGAAUAAUAAAUGGUUAUUGAUAUUUUAUGGUCUGAUCCUACAGAUUCUGAUGCAGAUUUUGGAAUAUAACCAAACUUAUCCAGAGAUCCGAAUGGCGAUUUGAACCUUGUAAAAUUUGGUCCCGAUAGAGUCAUCAAUUUUCUGUUAAAAAAUUAUCUUUAACUUAUAAUUCGUUCUCAUGAAUGUGUCAUGGAUGGAUUCGAAAGAUUCGCAGGUAUUUAGUACUUCUAUAUAUAGGUGGUCAAUUAAUAACUGUAAGUAGUACUAUUGAUGAAUGUGGCAAACAUAAAAAUGCAGGAGCAAUUCUAGUUGUAAAAAAAAAUCUAGAAAUCGUUCCUAAACUAAUAGAUCCAAAACCAUAACAUUAUAAUAAUUGGAUUGUUAAUGAUGACUUACUAUAUGAUAGGUCUCCAAAACCACCUCAUUGGAAAAACUAAGGUCAAAAAAGUUGUUACAAAUGA